Opisthorchis viverrini is the source of this 447-nucleotide messenger RNA. RefSeq lists its product as hypothetical. Gene Ontology annotation, molecular function: cysteine-type endopeptidase activity. NCBI's taxonomy places the organism in Eukaryota, Metazoa, Platyhelminthes, Trematoda, Opisthorchiida, Opisthorchiidae. The transcript is spliced from 4 exons. The annotation marks the transcript as partial. The record is from RefSeq and is a predicted model, not a curated record. Gene Ontology annotation, biological process: vacuolar protein processing.
AUGCAUCACUUUUCGCUCCUAAAUGCGUUUUUGUUCUGCAUCUACCAUGUUGCACGUUUGGAAGCCGCUGGUGCCCACGACUUUUCACUCAUAUUUAACAACAAGCCGUCAAAGAACUGGGUCGUCCUUGUCGCUGGUUCCGACUCCUGGAUAAAUUAUCGACACCAAGACGUCAACCCGGAUGUCUUUGCAAAAGUACUGAAGGGCGAUGAGAAACUUGAAAAAAAGGGAAAGAAGGUGUUGAAAAGCGGUCCUGAUGACAACAUUUUCAUCUAUUACACUGGCCAUGGUGCUGUUCACAGUAUAUCCUUUCCAGUUGGAUCACUCAAUGCCGCGGAAUUCAAUGAUGUCCUCGCCAGCAUGUAUUCAAACAGAAUGUAUAACGAGUUGGUAGUUUACAUGGAUGCUUGCUACUCUGGUUCUAUGUUUCGCGAUCUUCUUCCUCCA